Aplysia californica (California sea hare) is the source of this 2090-nucleotide messenger RNA. RefSeq lists its product as uncharacterized. Lineage: Eukaryota; Metazoa; Mollusca; Gastropoda; Aplysiida; Aplysiidae. The record is from RefSeq and is a predicted model, not a curated record.
GUGAGGUUUGCUUCCGUCUUGGUGAGAGAGAGGUGACGCAUGAUAAGGUGAGGAUUGCUUCCGUCUCGGUGAGAGUAGAGAGAGGUGGCGUGGAGUUUACGGAGUUGUGCGUCUAGUCGAACGGAUCAUCCGACAUGGGUGAAGCAGACGAGAAAGUUCUGUCUUUGUGCGAAGAAUUCUGGCAAUGGAGGCUGGCUGACGACCCGGAAAUUGCCUCCUUUAUCGGGUUCUCAGAAUUUGCUGACAGAUGGCAGGACAUUAGCGAGAAAGCUUACCUCGAGAGAGAGGAACGCAUCAAAGAAUUCUACACCAAGGCAGUGGCCAUAGACAGCAGUCACUGCAGUCCUGACAUUGCUCUUAGCCAUCGUUUGUUCGUUGAUGAUCUUUCCUCCUACCUCAAAGGAUCAGCGUUUAAAGGCUACCUAAUGCCAAUCAACAACAUUGACGGAAUUCAGUCAGAGGCCAGCAUCUUCAUCAGCUCUGUAAAUUACGACUCCGUGGAAGAUUACAAAAAGUACAUUUGCAGACUGAAGUCAUUACCGUUCAGGAUACAACAAGUGGAAGAAACUUUGAAGAGAGGAGUUGCACAAGGGAUUGUCCUCUAUCCCACUUCACUGAAUCAGGUGCUUGGACAGUUAGACACUCAAGGCAAUAAACCUGUGGAAGAACUCAACCUUUUAAAGCCAUGUUUAAAAGAACCACCGACUAUACCAGUCGCUGACUUGAAACAGUUCAAGGAAGAAGCCCGGAGCCUUCUUCUCAAUGGUGUGCAGUCAGCUUAUAGGUCGCUGAAAAAAUAUCUGGAGGAGGAGUACAUCCCACAAUGCCGAGCAAGCCCUGGUGUCUCGUCACUACCCAACGGUCAGCGCUGGUACCAGCAGUGCCUCGACUACCACCUCAGCUACGCAACCUCGCCUCAGGAAGUACACGAUCUUGGCUUGCAAGAAGUGGCCAGAAUUCAGAAACAAAUUGUUGAUGUCGCAAAACGGGAAGGUCUCACAACCGACAUCUCCAAAUUGAAACGAGAGAUUAUUGAAAGGCAGACUCUCUUUAAAACGAAGGAUGAAGCUCUUGACUUUGUGAAAGAUAUUUGCUACAACCGGAUCAGACCUCAGUUGCCAAAGUACUUCAAAAAUAUCCCUGAUAUACCUUUGAAGAUUAUAUUAGUGCCUGACUACAUUAAAGGCGUACCGCUAGGAUUUUACCAUGGAGGUACUCCUGAUGGAUCUCGGGAAGGAGCCUACAACCUCAAUACUGAAGAUCUCUCAAAAUGCCUGCCAUUCCUGCUUCCAUGUUUGUCGCUGCAUGAGGGCGAGCCAGGACACCACACACAGUUUGCGCAUGCAAUGACGGCACACCACUUACCCAACUUCCGACGCUACACAGAGGAAAGCAAGUACUAUCUUGCUCCAGGCAAAUAUGCCAAGCAUACAGCUUAUCUUGAAGGUUGGGGGCUGUAUGUGGAGGCUCUUGGCGAGGAGAUGGGCAUGUAUCUCGAUAACUAUGAGCUGCUAGGCCGCUACGGCUCCGAAGUAUUUCGAGCUGCCCGUAUGGUUGUGGACACGGGCCUACACGCUUUUGGCUGGAGUCGAACCCAGGCCAUUCAGUACAUGUUGAACAACACGAUGCUUGAGGAGUCUGGGGCAGCCAGGGAAAUUGAUCGCUACAUCACUUGGCCAGCACAGUCUUGUGCUUACAAGUAUGGAGAAUUAAAAAUCUGGGAGAUGAGGAGGCGAGCAGAAAAGGAAUUAGGAAUGGACUUUGACAUCCGGGAGUUUCACUAUCGCCUUUUGUCGUGCGGGGCCGUGCCACUUACAGAACUGGAAGAAAUUGUUAACCAGUUCAUUGCAGAGACAAAGAUGUGAAUGGCAGUAUCAGCUUCUGCAACUAAAAUAACCACACCAACAUUAACUGCUUUAUGAUAUAUAAGGUAUAAAAGAGGGAAAGGAAAAGAGCCGCUCUGAUGUCUAGAAUAAGAGGAAAGUUGUAGGGUACCAUUAGGAUAUUAAGUGGAAAUUCAAUGUGUAUGCACACACACACACACAUGCAGGUGCGUGUGCACGUGCAUACAUACACACUCAUAUACACAA